Topomyia yanbarensis is the source of this 2349-nucleotide messenger RNA. RefSeq names its product ubiquilin-1 (gene Ubqn). NCBI's taxonomy places the organism in Eukaryota, Metazoa, Arthropoda, Insecta, Diptera, Culicidae. The record is from RefSeq and is a predicted model, not a curated record. The coding region runs from base 35 to 1561 and encodes 508 amino acids. Gene Ontology annotation, molecular function: polyubiquitin modification-dependent protein binding. Gene Ontology annotation, cellular component: cytosol. The transcript has 5 exons. Gene Ontology annotation, biological process: ubiquitin-dependent protein catabolic process.
GUCGCAUUAACGAACGUGAAAAGCUGUGUGCGAAAUGGCGGAGGACAGUGGCAGUAAAAAAAUCACGAUUACCGUGAAAACUCCUAAGGAUAAAAAGACCAUUGAAAUAGGAGAAAAUGCUGAGAUCAAAGAGCUUCGUGCUACUGUUGCUGAGAAAUUUGAAUCCGACCCGGAUCUAGUAUGUCUGAUUUUUGCCGGGAAGAUCAUGAAAGACACGGAUACAAUGAAGACUCACAACAUUAAAGACGGCCUUACCGUACAUCUGGUAAUUAAGGCUGCACCUAGAAGCGAGCCUGAAGGACCCCGUCGUCCACCUGCUGAUGUUAGCCAGACACCGUUUGGGCUGAACCAGCUUGGUGGAUUAAGUGCACUUGGAGCUCUCGGUGGCAAUCAGACAAAUUUUAUGGAUUUGCAAUCAAGAAUGCAACACGAGUUGCUGGGUAACCCAGAGUUGAUGCGAACCGUUUUGGACAAUCCGUUAGUUCAGCAAAUGAUGAAUAAUCCGGACACAAUGCGCCAGCUCAUUACAUCUAAUCCGCAGAUGCAGGAUUUGAUGCAGCGUAAUCCUGAAAUUUCACACAUGCUAAAUAAUCCAGAACUGUUACGUCAGACCAUGGAGUUAGCUCGCAAUCCUUCUAUGUUGCAAGAAUUGAUGAGGUCUCAUGAUCGUGCCAUGUCUAAUUUAGAAAGUGUACCAGGAGGGUAUAGCGCUUUGCAGCGAAUUUAUCGAGACAUUCAAGAACCGAUGUUGAACGCAACAUCACGGAACCCCUUCUCGGGAACUGCGGACUCUGGUAGUUCCGAAAAUCCGCAACAAGGAACGGAAAACCGAAACCCACUACCAAAUCCCUGGGGCGGAGCCCAAAGUGGAAACAAUCAAUCGGCAGAUAAUCCACCACCAAACAUACUGAACACACCGACUAUGCAGAGUUUGUUGCAGCAAAUGGGAGAAAAUCCGUCAUUAAUGUCAAACAUGAUGAACGCGCCUUACACUCGGAACAUGCUCGAAGCAUUAUCAGCUGAUCCCAAUAUGGCUGCGAAUUUGAUGAGUCAAAAUCCAAUAUUGGCUAAUAAUCCAGCACUUCAAGAGCAAAUGCGCACGAUGAUGCCACAGUUUUUACAGCAGCUCCAAAACCCAGAAGUGCAGCAGAUGAUGUCAAAUCCGCAAGCCCUUGAUGCUAUAUUACAGAUUCAGCAAGGAAUGGAGCAAUUACGUUCGGUUGCACCCGGGUUAGUUAACACAAUGGGUAUUCCUCCUCCUCCUCCGGGUGGAUCGAACACAACUUCUGGCACUGGAAGCACUACAACUAGCAGCAAUACGACCACUCAGCCGAAUCAAGCGCUGUUUUCAGAUUUCAUGUCGCGUAUGAUCAACGGCAUGGGUACCAGCUCUAACCCGAAUGUCCCUCCUGAAGAACGCUACCGCUCGCAACUUGAGCAACUUGCUUCGAUGGGGUUUGUAAAUCGCGAAGCCAAUCUUCAAGCUCUUAUUGCUUCGUUUGGAGAUAUAAACGGGGCAGUUGAAAGGCUUUUGGCCCUGGGCCAGCUAUCCCUGAGUUAACGUGUUUGAUGGUUGAAUAAGAAUAUCCCCGUAAUAAUUUGACGAUAGACAGCAAACACACUCGAACAUGCUAUAGGACGAUUAGUUGCAUCUAAUAACAAAAGUCAGCUAUAAAUUGUAUCUUGAUUCCAUUCGUUCGCUAGUUGCCGGAAGGAAGAAAAAGGCAACUUAGGUUUACAAAUUUAAAAACGAGAUUUUUAAGUGGCUUAGUGAAAUGUUAACCCUCUUAAGACGUAUGUUUUCCGUUUAAUUUCACUAUAAUAGUGUCAUGGUGGAAUUAAGCGGAAGACAAUUGAUUUGAGAGGUUUAACUUUGUUUUGUAUUAUGCUAUAUUUAGCAAAUGCAUUAAAAAAAAAUUGCUAGGCCAUUUUCGAGGAAAUGUAAAUCAUAUGAAGAGGUCCUCAAACAUACUAUAAGGUCUCGUAAAUAAGUAGAUGCACUGGAUGGGAUUCUAUCUGUAUCCAAUAAUCCGACAUUUCCAAUUCUAUAUGUGUGUGUAUCAGAAUAAACCAAUCAAAUUGCCGUUCAACUAAAAUUGUAGAAACAGCAGUGUAGAAAUCAAAGGCAAAAUCCAAUAAAAUGUACUAUUUUAGUCAUUCAAUAACAACAUACAAAGACACUCCUUGAUAUCUUGUAGAUUAGACGGUGGUAUAGCGAAAGGCAAAUUUAUUCAUGAGGUCGAAUAAAAAUGAGAAAAAAAUUACUGUUUCGCCAUUUUGUGCUAACAGAUUUAUUCAUUCAAACAAAAGUAUGUAAUAAAAUCCGGUAAAAGCUGGUGUUAAGAGAAA